GUUCGAUCGUAGUAGUCUUCUUUUAAGUUCUUUUGCUUGGGAACAUUGUCCUGCCUGGCUGCAAUCAAUGAGCCAGAAAAAGUGAUUGAUUCGUUUCCUUCUUUUCCAUUCUUUUUUAGUUAGUCUGUUUUCGUUGCCUCCCGAAGUCCCGGCGUUGAAACCAAGCAUUCUAUCGGUGAUUGAACGUUUGCUCCCUGCUCCGUACCGCGUUUGUUCCGUGCGCUUCAUCAUUACGUACGCGGGUCGUUUCGAAAACGCCACUGUCCAUCGCAGGAUAGUGUAUUGUACAUUGAGGAAGGGCUUGAACAUUUCUUCCGUGUGUGUGGCGACCUGUGAAUAGUACAGGCCAACAACUGUAAAGCCGAACCAAAGCAACACUAGCAAUUGCAUAAGCGAGGACAGUGAGGGUUCUUUGUGCAUGGGCUCGUGUGCGCUCGUUGCAGUAAUCCCAGUGGAGAAGAAUAUUAUUGUUGUUCAGAAGAACGGAGUACUGCUGUCAUACGGAGUUGCAGAAAAAUCGGGAACGGUGCGAGUGCGCGAAAGAAAGUAAUAGGCAAAGAAAAGAAAGAACAGAAGAAAAAAAAAAAUCCGUCGGCAAGACGAAAACAAUAGUGCGCGACCAAAAGAGACGGAAGACUGACAGGAGCAGCUGUGCGAGAAGAGCGCCUCACGAUACGGUUGUGGCGUGCAGUUGACGUGCGCGCUUGUGCUAGAACGGGCGAGAGCAAUAAUACGGUAGCCGUGUAGGCAACGCAAAAGGGGUGCGUGUGCAGCGCCGCGGUGUUUUGGAGUAGCAAGUGAGAAGAUUCCGGAAGAGGCGGGCGUUACAGCAAAAAAAGCAAUGAACAUAAAACCCGAUACGAACCGACACGUACUGACGAUACAGGCGAAGAAGAAACGUCAUAAGACGGCGAAAAAGAAGGCGAAACAGCAGGCGACGGCAGCAGUGGCGGCGGCGGCGGCGGCGCAAGCAGCGGCGCAGAACAGCAAUAGUUACAGGAGCGGCCAGAAUCACCAGUCGCCUGCAACGGCGGCAUCCAUUGGCGGUGGUGCUUUCGUGGGCGGCGGGUCAGAACUCCACGAGGACGACGACGAACAUGACGAUAUGAUCCUGGGCACGACGUCGGGUGGUGGCGCGGUGGUGGUCGGUGGUAGUGUUGGUGUUGGUGUUGCGAUGAACGACAGUCAGCAUUCGGUGUCAGCUGUGGCGGUGGAUACGGUACGCCGUGGUUCAAAGUCAGCAGUGCAUACGGUGGCAGCGCUGGACGCGACCACCAGCUCAUCGAACGAGACGAUCGAGCAGGAUCGGGAUGCCGAUGGGUACACGAGCGAGGAGGAGGAACAAGAGUGCCGCGAAGAUUACUGCCGGGGCGGUUAUCAUCCGGUGAAGCUGGGUGACCUAUUUCUGCAGCGGUACCAUGUGAUCCGGAAGCUUGGCUGGGGUCACUUUUCGACCGUGUGGCUCAGUUGGGACCUCGAGGAAAAACGGUACGUGGCGCUCAAGAUCGUCAAAUCGGCACAGCACUUUAGCGAGACGGCCAAGGACGAAAUACACAUUCUCAAGACGAUCCUGGACGCCGAUCCGACCGAUACAAAGCGUAACAAGGUGGUACAGCUGCUGAACGACUUCCGGAUAACGGGCGUGAACGGUACGCACAUAUGCAUGGUGUUCGAGGUGCUCGGGCAUAAUCUACUGAAGCUCAUCAUGAAGUCAAACUAUCGCGGCAUCCCGCUGGCGAACGUGAAGUCCAUCAUCCGGCAGGUGCUCGAGGGGUUGGACUAUCUGCACACGAAAUGCAAGAUCAUCCACACGGACAUCAAGCCGGAGAAUGUGUUGGUGUGUGUAAACGAAAGUUACGUGCGUAAAUUGGCCUGCGAGGCUACGGAGAUGCACGCAAUGGGUUGCAAGCUACCAAUUUCGCUCAUCUCUGCCGCGCCACCACAGUUCCAGGAGCAACCGAUGAGCCAGAACAUGAGCAAAGCGAAGAAAAAGAAGAUGAAGCGCAAGGCGAAAAUGCAGUCGGAGCUAAUUCGGCUGCAAAUGGAGCACAUUCAGCAGCUGGAGUUCGGCAAUACGGUCGGAAUGUCGUCCUCCACGUUGGGGCUGCUGGAAAACGGAACCGAUGGGACCGAGUCGGGUAAGGCCGCAACGACCGUUGGUGGAAAUGUGGACGAUGUUGGUGGUAGCGCGGGAAUGAAGGGUGGUCGCAACGUAACGACACUUUGCAAUACCUCUACAACUGCCACUAGCACCACAACGACGACCGCCGGCACAACCCUCAACUCUCCGCUGGAAAGGAAAGAGGCGACCGAAACGAGACGGCUGUUAGUGAACGGAACAGCCGGUGGUGGUAGUAAGGAGAGUGCCGGUGACGCCGGUACACCAUCGUCCGGGGAAGAAGAUCGGCCAACCCUGACGCCGUGUGCGUCAACGCUUUCCAGUCCAUCGAGUAGCGAGGCAACGUCUUCGAACAAUAAUGACGAUAUCUCCAGCGACCGGAAAUCACCCGCCAGAAGCGGCGGCCCCGACACGGAGAAAGAAAUAGACGGUGACAGGGAGCACGAUCCGAAAUCGCCGGACAAGCCUUCCUCCUCCUCGGUGCAUUCGGGUACGUCAGCGUCCAAGCUCGACAUCAGUGAAUCGGUGCGCAAAAUACUCUCGUCGGUGCAGGAAAGCAAAGAUCCGGCGUUUGAAGUGUGUGACAUUGAUGUGAAGAUUGCGGAUCUCGGCAAUGCGUGCUGGGUCGAUAAGCAUUUCACCGACGACAUCCAGACGCGCCAGUACCGUUCGCUGGAAGUCAUCAUCGGUGCCGGGUUCGACACGUCGGCAGAUAUCUGGAGUACCGCCUGCAUGGCGUUCGAGCUCGCAACCGGUGACUAUCUGUUCGAACCGUUCUCCGGGAAAGAUUACUGCCGGGACGAUGACCACAUCGCGCACAUUAUCGAGCUGUUAGGACCAAUCCCCAAACGUAUCGCCCUGUCGGGUAAGAACUCGAGCCAUGCCUUCAACUCGAAGGGUUUGCUGAAAAACAUCUCCGGCCUGAAGCCUUGGGGGCUGGUGGAUGUGCUGAUCGAGAAGUACGAGUGGCCGGAGGAAGAUGCGUUCGAGUUUAGUGAUUUCCUCAAACCGAUGCUGGAUUAUGAUCCGCGAACGCGUGCCACAGCCGCCGACUGUCUGCGUCAUUCGUGGCUGAAUCACUGAGCCCCGACCAGCAUGACGGGCUGUGGCAAGCAAGAUGCACCUCAGUAAACACCCGAUCAGUAUCAUGAAGUGGGCAGCGCGUAUGAGUUGAGAACGAGGUGCGUUAUGUGAGGAGUGCAAGAGCUUUUUCUCGUGCGUGUGCGUGUGUGGAUAUUAGUUGCUAACUGUCGGCUAGCUGACAUGAUUUAUAUUGAGUGUAAAAAAUUAAUGGACGGUCAGUGCAGAUGGUGUGAUUGCGGAUGUGAUGUGUGCUUGCGUGUGUGUUGUCAUGGCAACGCUUGACACGCGGUGUGGGAAAUGGUGCAGUGCAGGAUGCAGCUAGACGUGCGUUGUGCAAGCGGUGGGUUUAGUAGUGAAAACAAAGAAAGGAAGUGUGCGUAAUUGCUAAGCAAACAUCAGCCGAGUGAUAGUAUAAAAGCAAAUGCAAACAAGAAUCGAAAGUGUGGAUGAAAUGAGAUGCUCAAAAUACGUUGUGUGGUAGUAAAGUGCGUACUGCCAACAGUGUUUGACUGGAAUGCAAGAAGAGCAUCAUGGUGGGUAACAUACGGAGUGUUGGUCAUAGCAUUAUUGGAAUACUGUUUCCGGUAGAAAAUAGCACAAUGCAACUCAACAACAACAACAACAACAACAACAAAGCAACCCACACACUCGCACCAGACAACUGGGCCGACCGGUGCAUCUCUUACCGGCAAUCACUUUCUUCGUUAUCACGCCAGAAAUUCAGUUAUUCGUCAGUCAGGAACAAUCGAAUGGUUGGUGUUUGUUAAAGCAGCGUGGUGCGGAAUGAUUGCUAACGUCGGUGGUGUUUGCGCAGAAGAAAAUUGCUCCGCAGCGCCUUGUGCACAGCUGCAGUUGCCCAGUUGUAACAGUGUGUGAACGUUUUUAUAGUGGGUAUGCGAUGGUAGCAGAAGCAUGUAACGUACAAGUGGUGGAGACCGAAAUUCUUAAUGCAGUUUGUGUAGGAAUAAUAUCCCAAUAUCCCCGCAUCAAACGAUCAGCUUUACAAAUUAGAACAAUAGAUGGAAAUUAAGGAAAAUCUAAAACAUCAAUGUGCCGUGUGUGCCCUGGUUAACAAACUAGAAGCGGAAUUGGAACGAAUGAAAUGUGAAUAUUAAAAUAACUGUCUCACAUAUUCAAACGAAGCAAGACAAACGACCGGAAUGGGAACCUCUAGUAUCAUCACAAUCAGCAAUAGAAUUUCGGAGCAGCACAGAAAGCGAUGGAAGCAAAGACAACGGUGCAAACGCAAAUGGUGUGUGGAAGUGUGGCACCACCGCACUGAUCAAAAGCAAAUUCGAUGCAGCAGUAGGGCAGGCAACAAACUUUCGUUACUAGCAAUUGAACGCUACAUAAUUAAACAAACAGAACCAGGUAGCAACAUUUUUAAGGGAAUUAUAGAAAAUAGAUAAUAUGGAUGCUAAGAGAGGCGAAGUUACGAAGAAGAGCAGGUGUAGUAGUAUCUUAUACAUAAAUAUUAUUAUUAUAAAUAUUAUGUUACGCGUAUAUUAAACAUCCCUUAAAUACACCAGCACACUAAUAUGCGAAACCUGUAGCCGACGGUUUAGCUGGAACGAAGAAAAAAACCAAAAUUUUCGCGGCCCUUUUUCGACAUGUUCGUUCGGUGCCGUACCGUUUUCAUUUCAUUACGUAUAACCAACAGUAACCUCCCUGUCCCGAAAACUGCAGUUACUAUAUAGAGUGCACACAUAGCAGCAAAAGAAUUACGGGAGCAAAACCAUCGGCAUUUUUUACCGUUUACACACGCAGAAGAAGUUCAACUGACGUAGUCCGUCCUGCCUGGAGGAAAUACGAAAGACGAAAGCACGCAAUUAAACAGGAAGCCCCAUGUAAAGCUGCUGACUACUCUGCAGGACUUUCGCAUUGAUCUCACGCGAUUGGAAUGAUCGUACUAGAAAAGAAGGUCUUGCGAUGACGAUCAGCUGUAUGACAGGAAAUGUUUGUUUCUUUUCUUCCAACUUCUUACCUCACCGAAUGGUGUUCCUGGUGUGUCGAUCUGCGGAUUGUUGCGUUAUACAGAUGCAUGGGAUACGAGUGCAUGGUGCAGUACACUUAACUGCUGGUUUACAUGAUGUGCAUUCUUGAAGAUUUGUCAAUAUUUCCGUCAAAAGUGGACCGAUCGUGCAGUCGAUCGGUUCAAUCACCAACGCACCGUUUUGGGACGUGUGAACGUGAGUGUGAACAGAAACGAGAAAGGAGCAUAUUUUUUAAUGAAAUCACGUAGGUUGAAAUAAUAAUAAUAAUAAUAAUAAUAAUGAUAAUAAUAAUAAUAAUAACUGCAGCUCUCAGUGGUUUGCCCAGUGUUAUCACACGUCAGAACCAGUUUCAAAUCCAAAAAAAGGUCCCCUGUAGCAAGGACUGACUCUCUGGCAUCGUGUGGUAAAAUUAAGUCUAGUAAGCCAGCUAUGGUAGCCUUGAGCUAGUAGGUCGUUACGCCAAAAGGAAGGAAUCAUUACACCUGAUUCCUGUUGUUUCGUUGCAAAAAGAGUGGGAAAUCCAAAUAAAUAUUGUUUCACUGGCUGUGAUUUAUGGGUCGGUGAGUUCAAACCCUUUUUGAUAGAAAUGUAUAUCAAACGGAGCCGUAGUUUUACGGAAAACAUCGAUGAUCUUUAAGAUUGUGCAUCGUAUAAACCAACAGUACGAACUUUUUUGGCUUUAGUGGCAACACAUAUGUGACGUUAGGUGACAGUAGAGACUAUUUUUCUCUUCACGAUAAUCAAUCUUUCCGCACAUUCUACAUAAUCAUAAUCUUCCAAAUCAGACAUCGGACAAAGAACUGCUUAGGACAAAGAAAAAUCUGCUUGCAUCCGGUCAUAUCGCUUGCACACUCACUCGAUGAGCGUAAAAAGUGAUUUGUUUUGUGUGUAUAUUUCAUUUAUUUGAGUUAUGUUGAGGCGACUUGUGAGCUUCUCAACUUUGAGCGUUGAAGACAGGAAUUCAAAAUUAAUAUUAAGCCCAAGUAACAUUGAUGAUUGCUGGAAUAGAACAGCAUUCAACAGGCUGGUAGCUCUAGAAAUAUAGAUAGAGUAAAUAUUGUCAUUUGGGUCUUUU
Anopheles moucheti is the source of this 6271-nucleotide messenger RNA. It is a transcript of the gene SRPK, whose product is annotated as SRSF protein kinase 3. The transcript is spliced from 2 exons. The record is from RefSeq and is a predicted model, not a curated record. NCBI's taxonomy places the organism in Eukaryota, Metazoa, Arthropoda, Insecta, Diptera, Culicidae. Bases 842 to 3202 code for a protein of 786 amino acids. Gene Ontology annotation, molecular function: protein kinase activity; ATP binding. Gene Ontology annotation, biological process: protein phosphorylation; spliceosomal complex assembly; regulation of mRNA processing.